This is a messenger RNA of Oncorhynchus mykiss (rainbow trout), 1538 nucleotides long. RefSeq names its product antimicrobial peptide NK-lysin. NCBI's taxonomy places the organism in Eukaryota, Metazoa, Chordata, Actinopteri, Salmoniformes, Salmonidae. The record is from RefSeq and is a predicted model, not a curated record. Gene Ontology annotation, biological process: defense response to bacterium.
UACAAUAUGCAUGUUUUGGAAUAUUUAUAUUCUGUAUAUUUGUAUUCUUUUUUUCACUCUAUCAUUUAAGUAAUUAUUGUGGAGUCACUACUAUGUUGUUGACCCAUCCUAAGUUUCCUCCCAUCACAGCCAUUUUAAAGUCACCCCUGAGCAGUUUCAUUCCUGUCCUGCAGCUUAGUUCAGAAGGAUGACCGUAUCUUUGAUGUGUCCGGGUGGUUUAAUACAUCAUCCACAGCAUAACUAUUAACAGUGAAUGUCUGAUUUGUAAUUGUUACCCAUCUACCAAUCGCUACCCUUCUUUGUGAGGCUUUUGAAAAGCUCCCUGGUCUUUGUAGUUGUAUCUGUGCUUGAAAUUCAAUACUUGUCUGAGGGACCUUACAGAUGUUGAACGUAAGUGGGACAGAGGAAGGGUUAAUCAUUCAAAAAUCAUGUCAACCUCUACUUUUUCACACAGACUUAACUUAUGUGAUUUGUUAAGCCAUUUUUUUUUAAAAUCCUGAACUAAUUUAGGCUUGCCUGAACAAAGGGGCUAAACACUUUUGUAACGACUAUAUUUUAGCUAUCACAUUUUGAGUAGAUUGUUGAAAGAAAUAAUAACAAUGUAAUCCCAUUUUGUAGCACAAUAAAAUAUGAAGAAAUCCAAGGGGUAUCUGUAAAUGACAAAUGAAAAGGAAGAUAAGACAGAUGAAAAAGAGAUUAAAGGUCGUCGUGGGUGGGGGUUGUACAGGGGGAUGUGGGUAGACAGGCCUCGGUGUAUAAAGGGGCUUGUCUGAAUCAUAAGUCACUUUACCAAACCCCACCACAACUUUACUCUUCACAUCUCUUACCACCACAAAUCAUGAAGACAUCUCUGGUCCUCCUUACCCUCGGCCUACUGGCUUGUUCAGUUUGGGACGUCUGUGGACAAUGCCAAGAGGUUAACCUUGAUGACCAGGAAGUAGUGGAAGCACAGCCAGAAAAGCACAUGGUGCAACAGUUAAAGGGAACAUGCUGGGCGUGUAUGUGGGCACUGAACAAAGUGAAGAAACACAUCUCCUCUUCCUCUAGCGAGGUGCAGAUAAAGCAGAAGCUAUUGUCUGUUUGCGAUAAAUUGGGCCUCCUUAAAUCUCUGUGUAAAGGCAUGGUGAAAAGGCACUUGUGGGUGUUGGUUGAGGAGCUUAGCACCAGCGAUGACGUGAGGACCAUCUGCAUUAACAUUAAGGCCUGCAAACCAAAAUACAUUUUGGAUCUGAGCUACUGACCAAACAGCCAGUAUCCAGAUUCCAAAGUGAGAAGAUGGAUGUUCAGGUGUCAAGACAAUGCUAUGCUGCCAGCCUCUUGCUAUCUCAAAUUCAUUAUUGGAAUGAUAUGUUCUGAAAUAAUGUUUUUGGAACAUUAUUAUAAGUGUAUAGUCAUUCUUAAAUUGCAGUACAUUUUUUAACAUGUAAUUUUUGUUGACUUUUUGCUAUUUUAGUACAAAAUAGUCUAUUAUUCUCUGAAUUUUUUAUGUUUGUGUGAAUUAUUUGGUCAGCAAAAAAUAAACUUCAUUUAAUAUAGAG